AUGUUUUUGGUAGCGAGUGCACUGUUCAGUUUUUCUUUAAAUAUUGCUAUAGCUGAAUUGAGAUGUUUUCAAAGGAUCGAAGAAGAUAAUGUAAAUUUUUGUUCGUGCGAUCCAGCGAUUGAGGACAGGAGCUGGUCCACGUUCUCGAUUCUAGAGACCCUCAUGUUGUGUUCAAUGAGAUGUUCACAAACAGCCAGCUGUGUGGCUUACAACUUCUUCAAUGCCACCAAUCAGUGCCAACUCUUCAAUCAAACAUUGAACAAGUUCUCUGUACUGUCCGGCUGUCAAUAUUAUCUCAGAAACGGUGGAGCAGAGCUGAACAGAACUUUGUUGAUCACGGCGGACGAUGAACUGCAAGAAUUCUUCUUCAACGGUGAAAAUAUUUCUCUAUCAUUUUUCCCAAAUGCCAAGAAUUGGUCGCAGUUAGAUACAUUCAACAUGCCUAGUGAGCCGUUCGUGAUUGCUCUUAAGGCGUACAACAUGCUGUUUAAUGGAGGAAUGAUUGCCAAGACACCGGACGGCUACAUUCUGACCAAUGAAACAUGGAAAUGCACCACCAAGUACUACGAAGGCUGGCACAAAAUCAGUUACAAUGACUCAUUCUGGCCUGCUGGAUCCUAUUCAAAAAAAUUGAACGACACUGAUUGGCUAUCUGAUCCAUAUUUGGUGUCAAUUUUUUCAGGGGCAGACUGGAUCACCAAUGUGACUGCUUGCAAGAAAUGUGCCAUCUACUGUCGGAAAAAUUUCAUAGAAAGAUUUGUUUCAAAUCGAAAUGAAGAAAUUGUUAGAAACUUUUGGCUAGAAUUAGCUUUGCUGAGCUUUGACAAAAUAACUUGCAUUUAA
Molecule: messenger RNA, 843 nt
Organism: Helobdella robusta
Lineage: Eukaryota; Metazoa; Annelida; Clitellata; Rhynchobdellida; Glossiphoniidae
Exons: 4
Coding region: 1-843 (280 amino acids)
Source: RefSeq, a predicted model, not a curated record